AUGUGCGGAUCCGCGGAUCAAGCGGUUGCCACGAUCGCCGAUGUCCCAAUGGGGUAUCAUACCGGAUCGUCACAAUAUGCCUCGGCGGAAUCAGAGAUGGAGUCGGAAGAUUCCGUCGGCAUCCAGCGAAUGUCUCUAGGCCCGAGUGAUGCAACACAUCUACGCGAUCGAGUCGAGUCGGUGAAGCUGAACUCGCGAUCGAAGGCCACAGGCUCUAAAGAGAAGAUGACGACUCCUACGCAAGGACUCCUGCAGACACACCUCGAUGAGGCCAUGAAACGUUUUCGCCAAGAUCAACGGAUACGAGCGUAUCGAGCGAUCUACCCUAACCAAAGAAUCAAGCCUGCUAGACCCCGUGAAAGAUUUACCCCCAUUGUGGAGAUGAAAUAG
Peronospora matthiolae is the source of this 390-nucleotide messenger RNA. NCBI's taxonomy places the organism in Eukaryota, Oomycota, Peronosporomycetes, Peronosporales, Peronosporaceae. The record is from the annotation of a GenBank genome assembly.